This is a messenger RNA of Owenia fusiformis, 2813 nucleotides long. Lineage: Eukaryota; Metazoa; Annelida; Polychaeta; Sabellida; Oweniidae. The record is from the annotation of a GenBank genome assembly.
UGUUAUAGGUUAUUCGAGAAUCAAUUACUAACUGCAUAUAACACGUCUAAUGUAAAUAAUGUACAUAAGUUGCACACAUAUACGGUGCUAUGUAAAGAGGAAUCAAAUGUUGAGAAAUGUGUCAAAGCUUUGAAAGAAGAAGCACAAAAAGCAGUAGAAAAACCAGUGAUCGUUACACGUCAUCCAUUUAAUGAGACCACAUUAUCAAUUAAUAAACGUGAACUCCAUACAGGGACCAGGCUUAAAAAGGAGGAAUCAAUAGUGGAACAAGCUGUUAAGGCUUUAAAAGAGGAAAAGGAUGUCGUAAAGGAGAAAGACAUUGCACCAGCUCCUGCACCAGAAGCUGCCAUUGUGAAACCAACUUUAUGGCAUCGUUUUGUUGCGGAGGUGAAACAUUAUUACAAUGGCUUCAGAUUGCUGUUUGUGGAUAUCAAGAUUGCAUGUAGAAUGCUGUGGGGCGUCCUCAAUGGAAAGUCACUCUCCAGGAGAGAGAGAAAGCAGUUGGUGAGAACAACAGCAGACAUGUUUCGACUGGUACCAUUCCUAAUCUUUGUUAUUGUGCCAUUUAUGGAGUUCUUCUUGCCUGUUGCCUUGAAGCUCUUCCCAGGAAUGCUGCCCAGUACAUUUAAAGAAGAGAAAAAAGAGCAAGAAAAGAUUCGCAAGAAACUGAAAGUCAAACUUGAGAUGGCCAAGUUCCUUCAAGAGACUAUAGAGGACUCUGCGGUUAGGAACAAACAGGCUAAGGGAGAUAAAGUUGAAGCAUUUGCCUCUUUCCUUGAUAGGAUUCAACAAUCAGGGUCAUUUGUCGCCACAGAUGAAAUUGUGAAAUACUCCAAGGUUUUCGAAGAUGAGAUUACUCUGGAUAAUUUGUCUCGAGCUCAGCUAAUUGCACUGUGUAAAGUGCUAGAGAUUGCACCAAUAGGCACCAAUAACUUCUUGAGAUUCCAAUUACGAAUGAAGUUACGAGAAUUGAAAGCAGAUGAUAAGAUGAUACAGAAGGAAGGUAUAGAUUCUCUGACUGUAAAUGAACUCCAAGCCGCCUGUAGAGCCAGGGGCAUGAGAGCCUUAGGGGUCCCUGUUCAGAGAUUAAAGCUCCAGCUAGACCAAUGGAUCGAUAUCCAUCUGAAUGAGAAGAUCCCCACGUCUCUGUUGCUGCUUUCUAGGGCUUUGUUCCUCACUGAGACGGUCCCUACAGAAGAUGUAUUAAAGGAGACUAUUUCUGCCCUCCCUGAAAGCACUGCACAAGAGGCGAAGAUCAAGGUGGCUGAGGUAUCUGGUGAGAAAGUGGACAACACAGCCAAACUGGAGUUGAUCAGACAGGAAGAGGAGGCAAUCAAGAGGGAACAAGAGGAGAUGAAGGAAACAGAGGAGAGGGAGGAAAGAGAAGCAAAGCUAAAGGAAGAGAGCGAGAGAGCUGCUGCUUUGGCUGCUGAAGAGGCUGCUGAGGUGGAUGAAGCACUUAGGGAUACGGCUCCUAGAGUGAUGAUGAAUGAAGAAGAAGAACUCAUUGAAGAGGUCGAGAAGGAAGAAGAGAUAUCUGCAAAAGACCUCGAGGAAAUUGAGUCUGCUUUAGAGAACAUUGCUGAAGAGAAGAACCUUAAACUGGAACAAGAUGAACUGGAACAUCUCAAAGAAGAUGUCAGCGAAUACCAGGAGGACUUGCAAGACUUGAAGGAGAUUGUAGUUGCAAGUGGUGGAAAUGAAAAAGAUGUAUCUGAGUCUAAAGUGGCUAAACGUUUGAGUAAGCGUGUCGACAAGAUGCUUCAGUCCAUGGGAAGCCUCAUUGACCAAAUGCAUGCUGAGAAGGAGGGACUCAUUGAGGAGAUUGAAGUGAAGGAGGUCAGGGUAAAGAGAAGUCAAGAGCUUAGAGAUGACAUGGAAAAACGACAAGAAGUUCUUGACUUCAUUGAAAAGAAAAGGGAUAAUGUGAUCACAAUUAAUGAGCUUGUGCUAGCCAUGAGACGUAUACAGAAGGUUCCUGAUGAUAUGAGAAUACAGAAGAUCGCUGAAGUGCUGGACGCUGACCACGAUGGAGAGAUCAAUGUGGAUGAUGUCAUGAAGGUGAUUGACUUGCUUGGCCAAGAGAAUGUAAAGAUCAACACUAAAGACAUGAGUAAGAUCAUUGAACUGCUCCGUAGUGAAACUGAAAUUGAGGAAGAAGAAAAGUGUAAAGAGAAGGAAGAAAAGGAGGCCAAUAAGCUGGAUGACAAAAUAGAACAGCAAAAUUAGAUUUUUUUAAAUCCGAGGGAGGGAGUUUACUGGAGAUAGUAGCCAGUAUAUUAGAAACAGUGUCAGGGUACCUGCCUGUGCCAUAUAUACAUAACAAUUUAAUCAAAAUAAAAAUGAAUCACUUUGAAGAACUGAAUUCAUAUUCAAAUGCUUUGGAGUUCUGAUGCUUGAACCGAAGAAAUCCGAGACAUACAAUGUGAUAGACUUCUCUCAGAUUAGGCUUCUAAAUAAGUAAAAAAAAUGUAUCUGGUAACCUACUGUAGAAAAUGAAUUUACGCUUGCAACGUUAACCUAAAAUCAUAUGUUGUGAAUUAAGCUUGUAGCAAAUAAAAAACAUUAAGAGAUUAAGAAAUGAAUUAAGUGGGAGUUUUUAAAGAUGUACAAACUAAUGCAAGCAGUGAAUUGUUGCUGUUUUAUUAACACAUGUUAAACUAAAAGCUCUGCCGAUAGAUGCUUAAAACAUGUUGUAAAAUAGACAAAAAUACAGUGUAUGUUUAUAGAUAAAUUAAUGUAUAGAAAUUUAUUUAUUUAUUAAUUAAAAUUGGCCAAGUUGUAAUGAUUGUGUAUUGUAAAAUGUCAAAUUU